GCAGCGGCCCCGGCCCGGCUUCGGCCUCUGCCGGCGCGAUGUCCCCUGGUGCCGCGGGAUGAGCCAGUGACUGGCCCGGGCAUGGCAGACCCAGUGGCAGGCAUUGCCAGCUCGGCAGCCAAGAGUGUGCGACCGUUCAGUUCCAGUGAAGCCUACGUGGAGGCCAUGAAGGAAGACCUGGCCGAGUGGCUCAACGCCCUGUACAGCCUGGGACUGCCUAGCGGUGGGGAUGGCUUCCUGGCUGGGCUGGCCACGGGCACUGCAUUGUGCCAACAUGCCAACGCUGUCACUGAGGCCGCCCGUGCCCUAGCUGCUGCCCGGCCGGCCCGAGGUGUGGCCUUUCAGGCACACAGUGUGGCAGCUGGCUCCUUCAUGGCCCGAGACAACGUGGCCACCUUCAUCGGCUGGUGCCGGGCAGAGCUGGGUGUGCCCGAGGUCCUCAUGUUUGAGACGGAGGACCUGGUGCUGCGGAAGAAUGAGAAGAGCGUGGUGCUGUGUCUCCUGGAGGUGGCCCGACGUGGCGCCCGCCUGGGCCUGCUGGCCCCUCGCCUAGUGCAGUUCGAGCAGGAGAUUGAGCGAGAGCUACGAGCCACACCCCCAGCCCCCAACGCCCCUGCCACUGGCGGGGAGGGCCCUGCAGAGGCUGCCCUUCCAGUGGGGGUUCCCCCCCGGGGUCCCCGCAUGACACCCAGUGACCUGCGCAAUCUGGACGAGCUGGUGAGGGAAAUCCUGGGCCGAUGCACCUGUCCAGACCAGUUCCCUAUGAUCAAGGUCUCCGAGGGGAAGUACCGUGUGGGGGAUUCCAGCCUGCUCAUCUUCGUGCGGGUGCUGAGGAGCCACGUGAUGGUGCGCGUGGGUGGAGGCUGGGACACGCUGGAGCACUACCUGGACAAGCACGACCCGUGCCGCUGCUCCUCCACUGCCCACCGCCCACCUCAGCCCAGAGGGAGAGCCUUCUCUCCCCAGAGGAUGUCGCCUACCCCCAGCCCCCGAGCUGGUAGUCCAGCCCCUGGGGGUGAUCACCGGGGCUCCCGGCCUGAAGUGACCCCUAUUAGCUUACUUAGCGCCAAGGAGGGGCCUGAGACCCCCCUCAGGUCCCGGGAUCAGCUGCCCCCCCACCCCCGCUCCCGCCGCUACUCGGGGGACAGUGAUUCCUCAGCCUCCUCAGCCCAGAGCGGUCCCCUUGGUACCCGAAGUGACGAUGCAGGCACUGGUCCCCGGAAGGAGCGACCCAGUCGGCGACUGACCACAGGGCCCCCAGCCUCCCCAAGGCGCCCCCCUGCCCCUCGAAGCCAGUCCCGAGACCAGCUGGAUCGCGGUCGGCCCAGGGGGACCCCUAGGGGCAGGGGGUCCCAACUGGUAGUCCCCAGCCCUGCCCGCCGGGCACAGAGCCAGAAUCGAGAGGAGCAGGCUGUACUGCUUGUGCGUAGGGACCGAGAUGGGCAGCAUUCCUGGGUGCCGAGGGGCAGGGGUGGCGGGGGCUCCAACAGGGGCAGCCCCCAGACACCUCGGGCCCGAAGCCCUGCAGCCCCUCAGGCUGCCCAGGCUCCCAGCCUGGGCCCGGAGUUGGGCAGCACACCUGCCAGCGUCUUCCGCACACCCCUGCAGCUGGACCCACAGCAGGAGCAGCUGCUGUUCCGGAGCCUGGAGGAGGAGUUCCUAGCCAACGCACGGGCCCUGGAGGCUGCUGCUGGUGGGAACCCCCCUGGCCCUGGCCCUGCACCGGACCCAGCUCCGGCCCUGGAGCCGCUGGCCUCUGACUCAGCCUACUGUUCCUCCAGCUCCUCCUCCUCCUCCCUCAGCGUCCUGGGCAGCAAGUGUGGCCCCCCUGGGGACCUUGUCCGGACAGCCAAUGGGCUGCCCGGGCCCCGAGCCGCAGCCCUGUCCAGCUCUUCCGACGAAGGCAGCCCCUGCCCUGGUGUUGUGGGGCCACCCAGUGCACUGGGAACCUCCCUGGCCUGCCCAGAGCCCUUGAGGACCUGGCCCCGGGGCCGGAUGGACACACAGCCAGACCGGAAGCCCUCCCGAAUUCCUACGCCACAGGGCCCCCGCCGCCUGUCAGGACCCUCAGAGCCUGGGACCUGGCACACACUGCACUCAGUCUGGCCCAGGGCAGAGCCCGAUUCCUGGAUUUGACUGCUCCAGGCCCAAUCCUCCCCACACUUCCUUAGUGGCCUUAACCCCUCUGCGUCAGGGAGCUCCCCCUGCCUCCUGGGCACCAGACCUCACGGGACCAGCCCUCUAGGGACCACAUGGCACAAUGGGACCGACAUUGUACAUUCUGGGUGGAGGGUGAGCAUUGCUAUUUAAUUAUUAAUAUUAUUGAAUGCCUUAGAGGAGGGCCUGGGGCCACACAGCCUCUGACAGUAAAGUUCUGCUGCAGCCA
Messenger RNA from Echinops telfairi (small Madagascar hedgehog), 2386 nucleotides. It is a transcript of the gene GAS2L1, whose product is annotated as growth arrest specific 2 like 1. Gene Ontology annotation, molecular function: microtubule binding; actin filament binding; cytoskeletal adaptor activity. The transcript is spliced from 6 exons. Gene Ontology annotation, cellular component: microtubule plus-end; actin filament; stress fiber. Gene Ontology annotation, biological process: actin crosslink formation; microtubule bundle formation; protein localization to microtubule plus-end. The record is from RefSeq and is a predicted model, not a curated record. NCBI's taxonomy places the organism in Eukaryota, Metazoa, Chordata, Mammalia, Afrosoricida, Tenrecidae. Bases 82 to 2136 code for a protein of 684 amino acids.